CGAAAGGGCGGCAUGGCUAGCAGGGUCAAACAGGCAACGGACGGUGUGGAUGUAUGUUCCUUUCUCUCUAGCAAAUCUGCCUAGGAACAAGUCUCGAUUAAACGGAUGUGCAUCAGGCCAUACGGCGCAGAGCCUAGGAUUUGGCAGAUGUGCGUGCCUGUCUGUAUCGCCAGCCAACAAUCGCUGCUGUCAUAGCCAAGCAGUAGUUACACUAGUCGAUUAUACGAACGAGCCGGCGCCGGCGCCGGCGCAUGCUAAACUAGCCUCCGAUCAACUCAGGGUCAAGAUCUCUUCCUCUGCAUGACGUCUUGCAGUAGUAAGGGGCAGUAAGUAGUGUAGGUGUGAGGAAUGAGGAAUGGUAGGAAGCGUAUCAGCGUAGCCUGCUGCAGCGAUAUAAAAGCUGCAUGCCAGGUGUCAGCCCUCGGGUCGAAUCGAUCGCUUCGAGAGAUCCCUGAUCUACGGACAUGUCUCCUCUCUCUCAUAAUAUGUCCGUCGAAUAGCCCAUAUCACCUUGCAUGCCGGCUGUGUCUCACAUUCGCCGCCCGACUCAGGCGCUCUAGGCCUGCGUUGUUGCAUUUAGUCAAUGACGAAACGGGGCCAUCUACAGUGGCGGAUACGACUCUGUCCAGGGAGCAUAUAUUUACCUGCUUGUUCACCUUCACGUUCCCUCGAAUAGUUAUAUAUCUUCGUCCGUAGUCAUCACUAUUCAUCUCUCCUGUUCUCGAUAUCUCCCGUCCUGCGGGUUCCCUUGUUCCACCACAUCUGCGUGGAGAUCAGCGGUAACUAGAGUUAACUGGACAAGAGAAGUAAAGAAGAGCAACACCGAGUAUCUACUCUCGUAGUUACAGACGAGCUUUGAAUCAUCAUCAUCUUCUUCUUCUUCUUCUUCUUUUUUGCUUCAUACAAAAUUAUACCAAAAAUCAAAGGCAGCGACGACCAGCUUCUCCUUUUCUUACGAUUCACCAAAUCCACUUAGUGCUUGCGGGCAAAAGUCAGAACUCAACUUCCCUACGACCGGCCUGAAGCUGCUUUAUUUCCUGCUGGAUAGCCGGAGAUACGUCUCUUUCAUGUUUGAAUGAACAAGACGGACAGCUUUACGUCUGCCGUUUAUCAGUCAAGAUGGGAUUCUGGGUGGACUGGGAGCUGUGGCAGAAGAUGUGCUUUGUUCUUGGAGGUCUUAUUGCGCUUGUUCUCGUGUACGGUACAUGUGUCCAUGCGUACAACAGUUGGAGGAUAAAAAAGAUUGGAGCAGCAGAGAAAAUAAAGAAAGCGGAGGAAGAAGCGAAUAUUGGAACAAAGGAUCUCAACCUCAUACCCUUUGGAUCUCGUGCUCUAGAGAGUGGAAUCGAGAUUGAAGGUAUCUGGGUAUCUAAGACCAACACUCCCCUACCGAGUCCGAUUCCAGCUGCGACCCCUGAAACAACGAGGCCGUGUACCCCGUCCAAUAUCGAGCUUGGAGCUGCCGCUCUCCCGUCUCCUAGGGGAGGAGGUUCUGCCCUGGGGCGCAGACAGGAUGAGACAUUGCUCACAACGAAUGGACUGAAGGCUGCCGUAGCCAGAGGGCUCGAUAAGAAUUCCAGUUCAGAGUCUUCUAGCACAAGAAUCUCAUAUGAAUCGAGUCUGUCGUCGCCCCCUAACGGAGCUGGUACGCAUCAACCAAAACCUCUAUUGUCACUAGAAGCGAGAAGAGGUAUAUUGACACAUCUUGAUUUGAUAGAAGGCGAAGGCACAGAGCAGACAGGUCUGCACGCAGCCCCCAAAGCCGUACACCACUCGAGAAACCAGUCGAAUAGCCAUAUCCCCGUGGGAGACGAAGACCACCUACAGGCACUACACACCCACAGACGGUCCCAUGUAGCGGAGACUGGCCAGCUCGGAGGACCAUGGAGACAACAGCCUGUCUCGGCCUGAGUCCAGAAGAUGAAUUUAAAAGA
Trichophyton rubrum CBS 118892 is the source of this 1934-nucleotide messenger RNA. RefSeq lists its product as uncharacterized. Bases 1120 to 1911 code for a protein of 263 amino acids. The record is from RefSeq and is a predicted model, not a curated record. NCBI's taxonomy places the organism in Eukaryota, Fungi, Ascomycota, Eurotiomycetes, Onygenales, Arthrodermataceae. The transcript is spliced from 3 exons.